ACGGGACCUCUCACCCCGUUAGGCGGCACUAGGGAUUCGAACCGUUGAACUGCUGACCUUUCGAUCGACAAGCUCAGUGUUUUACCCACUAAGCCACCGCGUCACAUAAACUACUGUACAAUUGUUUCAAAGAUUGUUAUUAUCUCUUUAAGGCCGCUUCCUCCCUAUUGGUACUCUCUCUACAUGAGCUGGAUUUCAAUGCCAGUAAAAGUUGUAAUCCCAAAAUCUCUCAAGGACAGAAAGUUACCUGCAAGAAAUAUCAUAUCGGGUGGGACAAUCUAUCACAUGAUAAUUCCCCUGGGGGCAGGGAUGGGCUUCCAAAAUUUUAGCAAGGGGUUCUCUGCCCGGUUGCUGGGUGGGCAUGGCCAUGGUGGGCGUGGCCUAGUCGGUCUCCUUCACCACGGCAGGGGGGUUGUUUUUGCCCUCCCCAGGCUCCGGAGGCUUUCUUAGAGCCUCUGGGAGGGCAAAAACUGCCUCCCCAGGCUCCGGAGGCCUUCUCAAACUUCUGCUACCCCUUGCGUGUGAAAAAAGGCUGGGUGAUGCUCAUCGUGGCUUUCUGCUGGUUGCUGUCCCUCUUGAUCGGCCUCUCCCCUAUGAUGGGGUGGAACCGGUUCCAGCAAUACGGAGAGACCAGAAACAAGUCGAAGGCGAUCAACUUCCAGAGAGCCGUCUUCAUUUUCUUAAUCCAGGAUAAACCUCCCAGGGACCUCCUCUCUCAAGCCUAUCGAGAGCCAGAGAUUCUGAGCUACAGUCACGGCCCAGUCGAACAUCUGGGUCGCUGCUCGUUCACCUCCGUCUUUAGUCCGGAGUUUCUGGUUUAUUUCAUUUUCUUAAUCUGCACUUUGCUGCCUUUGGCAGCCAUGCUGGGUAUCUAUGCCGACAUCUUUCGAGUCGUCCGUGGCCAUUUCCGGUCACAGCCACUUUGGCCGGCCAAGAGGAAGGAAAUGCAGAUGGCUUGCACCCUUCUUCUCCUGGUGGGCGUCUUCGUCAUCUGCUGGAUGCCUCUGCAUGUGAUCUACUGCAUCCAGCUGCUGUGUCCCAGCUGCGAACAAUACGACUCUCUGGAACAUCUGGCGGUGUUGCUCUCUCAUUUGAACUCUUUGGCCAAUCCGCUGGUCUAUGCUUUGAGGAAGAAAAACUUAGGACUGGCUCUCCGGUCUGUGUUCCUCUAUCGAGUCUUGCGCUGGCCUUCCAUGAAGACCUGCUGCGGUCCUAGCCCCAAAAUCCAUCCUCAGGCCGAAGUGAGAAAGCAUCCUUCUUAAAUGACUCUUUAACAGGUGAACAGACAGCUUGGUUGAAUUCCAUGCAUUGGUUCUACGGUGAAACAAGAAGAGAGUUACUGGACGACCCUGGAGAGGUCCAGACCUACCUACCGAAACAAAUUAAAACAAAGCUAAUUUGGUCUAGUGGUGGCCUAGAAACAGUGGUGGGAUUCAGCCAGUUCGCACCACUUCAGGAGAACUGGUUGUUAACUUUCUGAGCAGUUUUGGUGAACUGGUCAUUGGAAGAAAUCAUUAGGGCAGAGAACCGGUUGUUAAAUUAUUUGAAUCCCACCACUGUCUAGAAACCAGAUGACUGUGAGUUCUAGUCCUGCCUUAGGCAUCAGAGCUGGCUGGGUGACUUUGCACCAAUUACCAGGCGUGUGAGUUCUAGUCUCGCCUUAGGCAUGAAAACCCCAUUAGACAAUUUUGGGCCGGCCGCAGGAGACAGUGUUUUCUAGUCCCACCUUAGGAAUGAAAGUUGGCUGGGUGACUUUGUGCCAAUCACUCUCUUCCAGCCCAAACCUCCUCACAGGGUUGUUGUUGUGGGGAAAAUGGAAGGAAGAAGGAGUAUUAUGCAUGUUUACCACCUUGAGUUACUUAUAAAAGGCAGGAUAUAAAUCAAAUAAACAAGCAAACAAGCAAGCAAGCAAACAAACAAACAAAUAAAUCUAAUAAAUUCAGUCCGUAUGAAACAUCUGGUUCCUUCCAGAAACUUCAGCAACCGCUGCUCGCCCAUUGGAGCAUGCAUAUUUAAUUGUCCCAGAAUAUAAAGUAUCCACUGGAAAAGAAAAGAAGAAAAAAAAAAGGGGAAUUCUGAAUAGGUAGUCCUGGACUUACGACCACAAUGGAGUCCAAAAUUUCUGUUGCUAAGUGAGACAUUUGUUAAGUGUGUUUCGCUCCAUGUUACGACCUUUCUUGCUUUCUUGUUAAGUGAAUCACCGCAGUUCUUAAGUUAGUAACAGGGUUGUUAAGUGAAUCCGGCUUCCCCAUGAACUUUGCUUUGCCAGAACAUCACAAAAGGGGAACAAAAUGACUCUGGGACUGUUGUGCCUCACUCGCCCCCCUCUCCGCAGCCGGGCCCCUCUCAUCUCAUGUUAUCUCAGCCAGAGACGGAUAAUGAAGACGAAUGGCCUGGUAUGCCUCCAGCCCCCAGUCCUGGCACCAUGCUUGGACAAACCGAGCAAAUAAACCCCUCCCCCACAGCAUGUGAACAUGAGGAACAGGAAGCCAGUCACGAGCUGGAAUUGCCGGCAACUGGAGGGUGGAGGGAUCCACGCUUCCGGAGAAUGGAGAGGCGACGUCAGCAAAAGGAAGGGAGGGGCAGGCCUGGAUAAGUGCUGAGUCAUGGAGCCACACCCCAUGGCUUAUAUAAAAGAUCUGCUUUCUGGCAUUCUUUGAGUCAGGCAAAGUCUAAUCUGGAUUGCUGAAGUCACACUUUGGACUUCUGCCUGCCCUGAGAACUCUGACAGAACUUUGGCAAAGCUGCAGAGGCUUUGUGGCCACGCUUGAUACAGACUUCCCCGACCCGGCCAUCAGAGGAGGAGUGGGACACGACAGAGACAUUGCAACCGUCAUAAAUACAAGCCAGUUGCCAAGCAUCUGAAUUUUGAUCACGUGACCAUGGGGAUGCUGCAAUGGUCAUAAGUGUGAAGAACGGUCAUAAGUCACUUUUUUUCAAUGCCAUUGUAACUUUGAACGGUCACUAAACAGACUGUGGUAAGUCGAGGACUAUCUGCAUGUGUUAAUUUUAUUUUUAUUUUUUUUGUAAUUUUUUUUUAUUUUUUUAAAGACAAACAAACAUACAAUGCAUUUUUUCUGAAUAGAGUAUUGACCGAGUCAAAAUUCAUACAUCUUAUUUUCCCCAAAUUUAAUGUAUAUAAUUCCAUUUCUACCAUUAUAUUCCUUUUCUACUUUUCCCUUUUUCAUCUCUAUUUUAAAUUUAAUAUAUAAUCAGUAUUACCAUCUGCCUUAACCUCCUAAUCUUAAUCUUCUUUCAUUUCAUUUUUUUUAUUUCUCCCUUUCACAUAUAUUUUUAAAUAUUUCUUUAAUCUACUGAAACCCUUUCAUUUACACACAAUCAUUUUGCUAUUUCACACUUAUUUCUGACUAUCCAUUGUUUUCUAAAAGUGGACCAGAUUAUCAUAUUUUAUUGCAGGUGUUUAUGAGUGUGAAAUCCUAGAGGAGGGCAUGUUGUGUGAAAUGUUGAACAAAAGCACUCCUGGUAGGGAGUGACAAUACACCACAACACAGCAACUUAGAACUAAGGAGAAAUUUCCUGACAGUUAGAACAAUUAAUCAGUGGAACAACUUGCCUGCAGAAGUUGUUGAUGCUCCAGCACUGGAAAUUUUUAAGAAAAUGUUGGAUAGCCAUUUGUCUGAAAUGGUGUAGAGUUUC
This is a messenger RNA of Ahaetulla prasina, 3657 nucleotides long. RefSeq names its product adenosine receptor A2a-like. The transcript is spliced from 3 exons. Gene Ontology annotation, biological process: G protein-coupled receptor signaling pathway. The coding region runs from base 540 to 1262 and encodes 240 amino acids. Gene Ontology annotation, cellular component: membrane. Gene Ontology annotation, molecular function: G protein-coupled receptor activity. NCBI's taxonomy places the organism in Eukaryota, Metazoa, Chordata, Lepidosauria, Squamata, Colubridae. The record is from RefSeq and is a predicted model, not a curated record.